CGCCCCCUCCAAGAUGAUGCUUAGCCCGGACCAAGCUGCCGACUCCGAUCACCCCUCCUCGGCGCCCUCCGACCCGGAGUCCCUGGGCGGCGCGGACGCCCAGGCGCUCAGCUGCUGCGUCUCCGACCCGGAGCCCGCCGAGGGCGGCGGUGGUGAGGGCCGAGGUGGCGGCGGCGGGGAGGGCCGCGGCGGGGGUCGGCCUGGGCUGCACCCGCCGCCUCUGAGCCGGGAGGAGAAGCGCCGGCGGCGCCGCGCCACGGCCAAGUACCGCUCGGCCCACGCCACGCGUGAGCGGAUCCGCGUGGAGGCCUUCAACCUGGCCUUCGCCGAGCUGCGCAAGCUGCUGCCCACCCUGCCCCCCGACAAGAAGCUCUCCAAGAUCGAGAUACUGCGCCUCGCCAUCUGCUACAUCUCCUAUCUCAACCACGUGCUGGACGUGUAGCGCCCGAUGGACGCCCGGAGCCCCAGGACCCGAGUCCCGCCGCUCCGGGUCCGGCCGCGGCGGGCAGCGCCUUCCCCGGGGCGGGCGGCGGGGGUUUCCUGCUGCUUGUGCUCCCCCCAGGAGGGCUCCCACCCGGUCGAGAGCCCGCUUUCCGAAGAGAAGUGUAAAACUGGAUUGUCUCUUCAGGCUGUCAAGUGCCCCUUUAUAUAUAUCCAAAAACAUCUACUUGUGACCUUAAACGUGUGACCCAUGGGUGCAGUUAAAAAUAACUAUUUUUUAUUUAUGGUAGAAGGAGUUGACAAUUUAUUUUUUUCAAGAUUUAUUUAUUUUUCAGAGUGGUGGCAAUUUUACUUUGGAUACUUCGUGCCAAUUGGUUUCUAUAGUCGGGUGUUUACACUUUCUCCUGUGGAAUAUUAUGUUUGACUUUAUGAGUGUUUGUUGGGAUCAAUACAGUGUUCAUUUUCUUUUCUUUUUAAUUUAUUUUUCCCUCCAAUUAUAUUGCACUUGUGUACCAUAAACCUUCCCUCCCUCCCUGUUUAUAUUUUAUAUGUAUCAAUGCAUUUGUUCUUGACCUUUUUUCUUUCUUUCCUUGUAUGGGAUCAACAACCACUAGCACUUAACUAGGAGAGGUUUUUUUUAAAAAAACUUGUUGUUUUUCUGAUCUAUAGUUGCGUCUGGAAAGUACUUUGCAAAUCGUUUAUAAGGGAAGUAGUUUCUUUGUGGGUGUAUAUGUGAGUGUGCUAUAUAUGCAUGUGUGUGGGAGUGAGCGUGGGUGUGUAUGUGUGUGGUAUAUUUUUAGGAAAGGACAUUUUUUCCUAAAAAAAAAAAAAAAAAAAAAAAAAAAAAAGAAAAAAAAAAAAGAAAAGUAAAUCCAGGACUGCUUUCCUUUGUGACAACCAAAAAAUUCUAUAACCUGAAAAUGUUUCAUGUUCUUUGCUGUGAAUCUCUUAAAACAAGAAACGCAUUUUAGGGACAAAUGAGAAAAAGAAAAAAACCACAUCUGCUAUCCAAAGAUUUUAGUCUUUUUCAGGGUUUUUUUGUGUGUCUAUGUUGCUUUAUAUAAUGCAAUAUUUUGUAGUGAAAAUAGAUAAAUCUGGUUUCUAUCUGAUGCGUUUUUCA
This is a messenger RNA of Oenanthe melanoleuca, 1561 nucleotides long. It is a transcript of the gene NHLH2, whose product is annotated as nescient helix-loop-helix 2. NCBI's taxonomy places the organism in Eukaryota, Metazoa, Chordata, Aves, Passeriformes, Muscicapidae. Bases 14 to 442 code for a protein of 142 amino acids. Gene Ontology annotation, molecular function: DNA-binding transcription factor activity, RNA polymerase II-specific; RNA polymerase II cis-regulatory region sequence-specific DNA binding; protein dimerization activity. Gene Ontology annotation, biological process: regulation of transcription by RNA polymerase II. The transcript has a single exon. The record is from RefSeq and is a predicted model, not a curated record.